Molecule: messenger RNA, 2774 nt
Organism: Myxocyprinus asiaticus (Chinese sucker)
Lineage: Eukaryota; Metazoa; Chordata; Actinopteri; Cypriniformes; Catostomidae
Product: NEDD8-conjugating enzyme Ubc12
Exons: 6
Coding region: 382-939 (185 amino acids)
Source: RefSeq, a predicted model, not a curated record
CCCCUAAAAAAAUUUCCUUACAAGAAUAAUACAAAUCCAUACAAAAACAAUGGGGUUUCUAGCCCUUCUGGCUUAAACCCCUAAUAAUAAUAAAAAUCCUUAGAAAAACAAUAGGGUUUCUAGCCCUCCGGGCAGAAUAUCGCAGAAUGAAAUUGGAAUUAAGUAAAAAUAGAGGUGGAAUGGAACCAGAAUAGAUUGGGAAUGGAGUUUCACUAUGAUGAGAGUCUAACAUUAGCAGCUAACACACACACACACACACGCGCUCCCUUUACAGUUGAUGUAAAACACAUCACGCACUCCGCUCGUUCACCUGUACAAACACACUUUAUCGUAGGAUCUGGGUAGAUUUUAUUAGAUUUUUUGUCACUAAACUUGGUGAAGAUGAUCAAGCUUUUCUCGCUGAAACAGCAGAAGAAGGACGAGGAGUCUGCCGGAGGAACGCGAGCGGGAGUCGGCGGAAAGAAAGCGAGCGCGGCCCAACUGCGGAUACAGAAGGAUAUCAACGAGCUAAACCUUCCAAAGACCUGUGAGAUUGUUUUUCCUGACCAGGAUGAUCUACUCAACUUCAGACUAAUCAUCUCACCAGACGAGGGUUUCUACAAAGGAGGGAAGUUUGUCUUCAGUUUUAAGGUAGGACAGGGGUACCCCCACGACCCUCCAAAAGUCAAAUGUGAAACAAUGGUCUAUCACCCCAAUAUUGACCUGGAAGGAAACGUCUGUCUAAAUAUUUUGAGAGAAGACUGGAAGCCAGUGUUGACUAUAAACUCCAUCAUAUAUGGACUACAGUAUCUGUUCCUUGAGCCAAAUCCUGAAGAUCCACUGAACAAAGAGGCAGCAGAGGUGCUGCAGACAAACCGACGGCUUUUCGAGCAGAACGUCCAGCGGUCACUGAGGGGCGGCUACGUGGGUGCCACCUACUUUGAGCGUUGUCUGAAAUAGUCCCAAGCCCACUGGCCCUUACAUCCCAGAAUGCAUUUAUCGUUUACAUGCGCAGAGACAUGAUUGACACACUGACCAGAGAGUGACAGGGGGAGGGGCUUCCUGAAGGAGACGGGGCUUUCUCAUGGGACGGGCUCAGAAGGAGGGUGGGUUAUAAAGGAAUAGGCUUUGAAAGGCUGGUCAGUGAUUGUUGUUCUGAGAAUUCAGUCGUAUUUGCCACUAUGCUGGUACCCACUGUUUAUUUUUGCUGAGAUUCACAUGCUAACUUAUCCUCCACUCACAGACAAGAACCAAGAGAGAGACAGAGAGAUGUUCAAAUCAUUACAUUUCUCUUGUGUUCCAUUAUGAAGGCUUGAGGACUGAUUUUGUUUGGGCUUCAGUAACAGGAAACCUGCCUUGCAUCACACAUCAACUACUUUAAAUAGUCACUAAUUUCGGUGUUUGAAAAAGGACUUGUAUAGCAUUGCAUUUGACCAAUUCCGAUAACGUUGACUGACUGAUGUUGACCUUACUGGCUUAGAAACCGGCUCAUAUCAAUAUGCAAAUUGGGCUGUUGUGAGUUUGGGAGACCUUAAUAUGUUUUGCUAUAGUUUUCAUGUUUGGGAAUGGGUGGGAAAGGAUUUUCAUGAAGAGGGAUGGCUUAGGGUUAGGAUUGGUUGAGUAAAAUGUUACAAUUCUGUUGUGUAAAUUAAAAUCCCAGCUGUUCACAAUGACUGCAAUAUGAAUUGUUAAAUAAAUAUUGAGUUGAAUGCCUACAUUUUAAGAUUAGUGUAAAAAAACAGCACAUUGUGUUUAAAAUCAAUAAAAUGUUUUAUCUGACAUAUACAAUUAUGAAUUGAACAAUGUGCAACAGCAUCAAAAAUGCUUGGGCUCUCAGAGUAUGAUGAAUUUUAUAGAUUAUCUGAUGUUUUGGUAAUUAACUUUAACGUAACAAAGAACAAGAACAUUGAGGGUUAAAAAUCCAUAUGUUAUGGAAUAGUUUUAACUAGGGAUGUACCGAUACCAUUUUUUUGGAAAAUGAGUAUGAGUACAAAUACUUCCUUUUCAGUACUCACCGAUACUGAUACAAUUUGUUUUUUCUAAUGUUAGUUUUCAAAAAAAAAAAAAAAAAAAAAACAUGUAUAAAAUAAGAAAAAUCAAUAUAAAAUAAUAACUGUAAAGAAAAGAUGAACUGUUAACUUUAUUGGUUUCAGCUAUUGUAACUCAAAAAGAUGUAAAGGCUAUCUAAGAAUUAUUUAGCAUAUUUAAGGGGAAGAUUCUUUUUCAUGACUAGAAUUAUCUCUGUAUGUUAACAAGUAUGGCCCUAUGAAAUCCAUUUUAUUUUAUUAUUUUACAAUUUAUUUUUAUUUCACAAGUUCCAUAUUUAACAGUAUAAUUCAAUGUUAUCAUUAAAGGGUGUCUAAACAAAUUAAAACUUUCAUUAAAUGAAAAUAGAGCAAUUAUCAGUAAUGUUUAACACACCAUUGCAUUAUUUUAUUAUAUGAAGUGUUUUUAUUUUUCUUACAGAUAAUACAACAAAAAUACAACUGUCAAAUAAAGAGCUGCACAACAGAGCAUCACAUAUGUGAAGUGUUGCUUAAUAUAAUACAACUAUUAUUUUAUUAUUACAGUAAAUAAUACAUAACUAUAGAGUAGUGAUAUAUUUCUGUCAUAUUUUUGUCUAUUUAAAUGGAACUCUUAUAUUGCUUGAACUUUUGGGAAAUUAUGUUUGUCAUCUCAAGCCUAAAUAUCAGGGUCUUAACCAUCAUAGACUUUGGGGGACACGUUUUCAGAUUUUUGGUCAGCAAAUGUGGGUUUUUCAAUUAAACUCUUACUCCAGAUCUUUAAAAGGUGGU